CUUGUCUCCCUCUGAGCAUAGAGGAGGGGGAGGCGCAGCACAUGCAUUGAGAGAACACACACUUGCACACACACAAAGUAGUAGCAGCCGCAUUUUCACAGCCUGCUCUUCAGACUGACAGCAGCAAACGGAGCUGAGAGGCAGAAAGAGGAAACAAGGAACUCACCUAAAGAGGAGAGGAAAGGAGGGAAGACCCUCACAGGAUUUGCUGCAUUUUUUCUCUUUCAGCUCUCUGGGGGCCCUAAGAGGAAUCUCCCCUGUGCUCUUGUUGAACUGAACUUGCUCUGCUGGAGGACCUGCACUCUGCUAUGGCAGCCUUGGUGGGACACGGAAACACAUUCCCCCUCUCAUCUCCCUCCUCUCAUCUUCGGACUUGCUUCCUUGGGGCUGUGUUGGCUCUCUCCAGUCAAGUCCUCUGCUUUAACCUGGACACUACUCACACACUUCAUAAGUUGGGAGACCGGGGCACCUUCUUUGGUUUCUCUGUGGCACUUCACCAGCAGCUCAUCCCAGAGUCUCAGAGCUGGAUCCUUGUGGGGGCACCCCAGGCAGCAGGACAGGGUCUGCUGAGGGGAAGUCGACCAGGAGCCCUUUUCAGAUGUCCAAUCACACCCGAGGAGUACGACUGUGAGAGGGUCGACAUCGAUGAAGACAUAAAUCUGGAYAGAGAGAGUAAAGACAACCAGUGGCUUGGAGUUACAGUCAAAAGUCAGGGGAUUGGUGGGAAGGUGGUGACCUGCGCCCACCUGUACGAGUUGAGGCAACGAGUGAAACAACCUUCAGAAACUCGAGACCCCAUCGGACGCUGCUACGUCCUGAGUGAUGACCUGACGAAGCGAGACGAACUGGAUGGAGGAGAAUGGAAGUUCUGCGAGGGUCGACCUCAGGGACACGAGCAGUUUGGUUUCUGUCAGCAGGGCCUGUCUGUUAGUUUCACUCCAGACAAUAACUUCAUCCUGUUUGGGGCUCCAGGGACGUAUAACUGGAAAGGUGAGAUGCAAGUCCAGCUCCUAAACCAGACUCUGCUGGAGCUUGGUUUCUAUGAUGACGGUCCGUACGAGGUGGCAGAUCACAAAGAGCAUAAUGCCAGACUCAUCCCUGUGCCUAACCACAGUUACCUGGGGUUUUCAGUCGACUCAGCUGURGGGAUAAUGAGCCUCGGGGAGCUGACCUUUGUGGCCGGCGCACCUCGAGCCAAUCACACAGGAGCCGUGGUGCUGCUGAGGAAGAACAACGUGCACCGCCUGGUGCCGCAGCACAUCUUCUGGGGGGAGGAGCUGGCGUCCUCAUUUGGGUAUUCAGUGGCCACAGGAGAUCUCAACAAGGACGGUUGGACAGAUUUAAUUGUCGGAGCUCCCAACUUCUUUGACCGUAAAGCAGAGAUCGGCGGGGCUGUUUAUGUGUAUCUAAACCCCUUCGGUCACUGGGACGAUCAGGCUCGACCAAUCCGCCUCAACGGGACUUACGACUCCAUGUUUGGGAUGACAGUCAGCAACAUCGGAGACCUCGAUCAGGACGGAUAUGGAGAUAUCGCUGUGGGAGCUCCAUUUGAUGAAGAUGGAAAAGUUUUCAUCUACAGAGGCUCAGAUGCUGGAAUUGAGACUAAACCUGCUCAGGUUCUGGACGGCCGGGACUUUGACGUGAGACGUUUUGGAUAUUCCAUCUCAGGGGGUUUGGAUAUUGAUGAAAACCACUACCCAGAUGUAGCAGUUGGCUCGCUUAACGAUUCAGUAGUUCUCUUCAGGUCUCGUCCAGUCAUCCAUGUGAUCAGAGACGUAUCAAUUGAUCCUCAAUACAUUGACCUGCAGAAUUACAACUGCAAGGGAAGAGAUGGAGUCUGCACUGAUGUUAAAGCCUGCUUCACCUUCACAGCCUACCCAGAACACUAUUCACCGCAUAUUACCCUUGUGGUGCACUUUGAAGCCGACACUGAGCGCAGGAAGCUGGGCCUCCCGCACCGCGUCAUCUUCCUGGGUCGUAGUUCACUGGAGCCUGAGUACACACAGACAGAGGAGGUGGAGCUUCAUCGACAGCGUCACCCCGUGUGCACCACCGCCAUCUUCCAGCUGCACGAGAACAUUCGUGACAAACUACGACCCAUAUCUUUAACGAUAACCCACACGAUCAAACCUGUGCCACCUCGCAGACACUCAGGCAAAAGACCACAAAGGCUGCCACCUGUACUCAACCUCACUCCUUCAAAUAAGCUGCACUCUGAGGUAAACUUCCUGCGAGAAGGAUGUGGCACGGACAAAAUCUGYCAGAGCAACCUGAAGCUGAGCUACCAGUUUGGAACCCGACUUCCAAACUCUGACCUCUUCAUCGCUCUGCCAAGAGAUGAGGAAGGCUUGCAGGUGUUUUCUCUGUCAGACCAGCGGCUGGUGGUCCUGGAGAUCACCGUCACCAACAUGCCCUCUGACCCUCUUCAGCCUGAGGAGGAUGGUGACGAUGCUCAUGCUGCUCAGCUGCUGCUCAGCCUCCCAAAUAUGCUGUCGUAUGCCGGCUCUCGGGUCCCAUCACAGAUGAGAUGUCAAGCAAAUCAGAAUGGCUCCCAAGUUGAAUGUGAUCUGGGAAACCCUGUCAAACGAAACACAAAGUUAAAAUUCACCAUCAACCUGAGCACGGCUAACAUCACCACAGAGACGACCGAGUUAACCGCAGACCUCCAGCUGUCCACUAUCAGUGAGCAGGCUGACCUAGACCCCAUCACAGCUUAUGCUAAAGUUGUGAUAGAGCUCCCUCUGUCUGYCAGCGGACUGGCUCGUCCUCACCAACUGUUCUUCAGUGGGGCAGUGAAGGGGGAGAGCGGCAUGACCAGUCUGGAGGACAUUGGCAGCCCUGUGGAGUUCGAGUUUGUGGUUUCAAACCCUGGGAAAGCUCUCCAGACGCUUGGAUCUGCCUACCUCAACAUCAUGUGGCCCAGUGAGCUGGCUAACGGAAAGUGGCUCCUCUAUCCUGCAAGCAUGAAGUUUGCUGGCCGCCCAGAGACACACUGCACCCCAAAAGAAGCCUUGAAUCCUCUGAAGCUGCAGAGCACCUCACCUGCAAACAAUUCACAAGCUGCUGGUGAGAAGCAGGUGGGCAGAAGUCGUCGCUCUUAUCCAGAGGAGGAAGGUCAAGUGAUGACAAAAGGCAGCGUGGGGCGAACCACUCCAGCUGUGGCAGCUUCAGAGAGACGCAAGUCCCUCAAACUGGAUUGUCUCCUGGGGUCGGCGCGCUGCAUUCUGUUCCAGUGUCCUCUCCACAGCUUCACUGGUCAGGCUGUCCUCAACAUACAUGCCAGGCUGUGGAAAAGCAGCUUUAUUGAGGAUUUCCCAGCGGUCAGUGCUCUGGAGCUGCUGGUCAGAGCCAACAUCACUGUGAAAUCAAGCAUCAAACACCUGGUCCUCAGGGAUGCAACGACACAGAUUCCAGUGAUGAUCUAUCCAGAGUUGGGUCUUGCUGAUCAGUACUGGAUCCCCUGGUGGAUCAUCCUAAUAGCCAUUUUGGCAGGCAUCCUGCUGCUGACUCUCCUUGUAUGCAUACUGUGGAAGUGUGGCUUCUUCCGACGCGGCCAUUACAAAGACAAACUUCCUCAGUACCACGCGGUGAAGAUUCCUCGUGAGCAUCGGCCGCAAUUCCAGACUGAGACGUCGGGAAGUGUCCAUAAAAAGGAAUGGGCCACGCACUGGAGUGACGGGACCUUGUAACCUCUGAAGCUCUGUUUGGCUUGAGCAAUUCAAAUGUGUGGCACUCACUGUAACUAACUGACUUAAAAAAGAAAAAAAAAAGGAAAAAAAAGAAAGGAAAUAAGUGCACAAAGACUGGGAUUGUGACAACUUGUGUACACUUUACUGUCAGGACAUGAAUUUUGGUGGCCUGUGAACAGACCUGUGUCCUUCACACUGCAGCCCAUCAACAACUGGCCUCAGUCUGUUUCCACUGUGCCGCGUUUCACAAUCUGACAGCAAACACUGAAGGCCAACACCGACGUUACAGCAAGUCUUGCUGCUCAACAUGUUUUACCACCAACARUAGGAAGCUCCAACGCUUUGCUGUCUGUCAGCAGUUUUGACUGGCAGAUUAAAGGAGGACAGAACAUCAAACACACGCAUGAAUGCACAAACAUACAGGACUCAUUUACAUAAAGACAUUCUGAUUUAUAUGGCUGACAUGUCAAAAAUGACUACUUUUCUCUUGACUUCUGGUAGGCUAAAAUUAGUCUGGGCAAAACAACAACAAAAGAUGUUAAGUAAAAGAAUGUUAGGGAAUCUUUUCACUUUUUUUUAGUUCAGUGACAUUUGUGACAUAUAAAUGUUUUUCCAUAUUCACAAUCUUUGCAGUCUCAUCAGUCUUUUUUUCCUAGUUUAGUAUUUUUUUGUAAUCUCAGUCACACCCACUGUACAUCUUGUGUCUACUGCCUGAGUGAUCUUGAAUAAAAACCUGAAACAUGACCACA
This is a messenger RNA of Austrofundulus limnaeus, 4438 nucleotides long. It is a transcript of the gene itga7, whose product is annotated as integrin, alpha 7. Gene Ontology annotation, biological process: integrin-mediated signaling pathway; cell adhesion mediated by integrin; cell-cell adhesion. The transcript is spliced from 25 exons. Gene Ontology annotation, molecular function: integrin binding. Lineage: Eukaryota; Metazoa; Chordata; Actinopteri; Cyprinodontiformes; Rivulidae. The coding region runs from base 309 to 3689 and encodes 1126 amino acids. The record is from RefSeq and is a predicted model, not a curated record. Gene Ontology annotation, cellular component: external side of plasma membrane; integrin complex.